AUGGAUUCCUCUGUUUUGAUUAAACCCGAUCCACACUCAACCCAAUCACACCCACCCAAGAUAACCACGAAUCAGCUAGAAUAUAUCAAGAAAGAAGUUGUUGGUCGGUUACUAAAGGAGAAAAGUGUAAGGCCCUUUACUCAACCGGUGGAUUAUGAACGACCUAAUUUGCCCGAUUAUCCGAGAAUAGUGAAGCACCCAAUGGACCUAAGCACUAUGAAACAGCGGUUGAACCUCAAGUUUUAUCAUUCCUCUUCGAAGUGCCUGGAUGCUAUUUUCACUAUGUUCCGUAACUGCUAUAUUUUCAACAAACCUGGUGAUGACGUAGUUGCCAUGGCAAUGAAGCUUGAACAGUUGGCCAGAGAACGCUUGAAAUCUGUACCUUCACCCGAAACCGAAAUCUGUCCCCAGAAGAACUCCAAGUCUACGAAGCCAGUUCCAUCCUUGCGUUCUACUGAUGACCCCCUGCACAAUCGCCAGAUCUGA
Opisthorchis viverrini is the source of this 486-nucleotide messenger RNA. RefSeq lists its product as hypothetical. Gene Ontology annotation, cellular component: nucleus; chromatin. The record is from RefSeq and is a predicted model, not a curated record. NCBI's taxonomy places the organism in Eukaryota, Metazoa, Platyhelminthes, Trematoda, Opisthorchiida, Opisthorchiidae. The transcript has a single exon. Gene Ontology annotation, biological process: regulation of DNA-templated transcription; chromatin remodeling. Bases 1 to 486 code for a protein of 161 amino acids.